AUGGAGCCCAGUUCACCGUCGACCAGUAAGGUAUUUACAAACCGAAAACGAGAUGUAUCGGCGGAUUCCAGAGAAGCCGAGUUGUACAAAAAGUAUGAUAACAUCAACACGAAUCUGGCCCGGCUACUAAAAGAAAUUGACGAACUUGAUGAGCAAAUAGAAGUCAUUGAAAAAUGUGCAACUGAACGGACGGCACGCUACAAAGGCAACAAUGAACUAAAGGAAUUUAUCGCUAAA
This is a messenger RNA of Mesorhabditis spiculigera, 237 nucleotides long. The record is from the annotation of a GenBank genome assembly. NCBI's taxonomy places the organism in Eukaryota, Metazoa, Nematoda, Chromadorea, Rhabditida, Rhabditidae.